Molecule: messenger RNA, 1029 nt
Organism: Fulvia fulva
Lineage: Eukaryota; Fungi; Ascomycota; Dothideomycetes; Mycosphaerellales; Mycosphaerellaceae
Product: L-rhamnono-gamma-lactonase
Exons: 1
Coding region: 1-1029 (342 amino acids)
Molecular function (GO): hydrolase activity
Source: RefSeq, a predicted model, not a curated record
AUGGCUAGCAACUCCAUCAUCGAUGCCCACAUCCACUUAUGGCCCAAGAACAUGGCGGAUGAGGCUGGCCACUCUUGGAUGACUCUGGGUAUGCCUCUGGCCAAGGAGCAUGUGCUGGCCGACUAUUAUCAAGCUUCACCGCAAGGCCACGUAGAUGGAGUUGUAUAUGUCGAAACAGAUGUCCGCUAUGCUAAGCCUUCCGGGGCCGUAUCAGAGUGGGCCAAGAAUCCUCUUGACGAGAUCAGAUUCUUGCGCAACGUCGUCGAAGGUGGCUACGGUGAGCGUGAUAGCAAGAUGUUGAAAGCAAUCGUGGCAUGGGCACCCAUGGAUCAGCCGCCCGUUGUCUUGGAAGAAUGGUUAAGAUUAGCAGAAGAAGCCGCUGGACAGGAGACAUGGCGGCGUGUCAAAGGAUUCCGCUUUCUCCUCCAAUCGAUUCACGAUGAGAAGAAGUUCGUUGAUGUGGUCUCUGGCAGCAACUUCAUCAACAACCUGAAAACCCUUGGCAGGCGCGGAUUCUCCUUCGAUGUCGGGGUCGAUCAACAAUCGGGCGGCGUGUGGCAACUCGAGGCGUUCGCGAAAUGCAUGUCAGCAUCGCAUCAAGGUGUUCCGGAAGGAUCGAAGGUCGUCUUCAUCCUCAACCACUUGUGCAAGCCAGAGUUCCAGAAGGAUGGCGCUGGCUACGUGCGUUGGCGUCGAGCCAUUGAGUCAAUGUCGCGAUGCUCGACUGCAUAUAUGAAGCUAUCGGGUGCUUUCAGUGAACUGCCCCAAGCUAUGGGUGGAACCACCAAUAUUGCACAUCACCUGAAGCCUUGGGUGUCGCAUGUUUUUGCGUGCUUCAGCGCAAGCCGCGUCAUGUUUGGCAGCGACUGGCCUGUUUGCAACCUCAAGGGACCGCGGCAGGAAGACUCCUGGGUGUGCUGGAAAGAUGUCGUUGAGUUUGUUUUAGACGACAGCGAAUACCAUUUCACUGAUCAGGAUCGUGAACGAGUCUGGAAGGGUACUGCUAUGGAGGCAUAUCAGCUGGAAUGA